AUGUCUCACGCCCUCAAGUCCUCGCUGCGAGCCCCAGAGGGCAAGUGGACGGCCACCAACGAGCGCCGGCCAUCCACCAACUUCUCGCCGGACCUCACGGUGCAGCUGACCUAUGCGGAGGUGCCCAAUGAGGAGGGGAGCCCCCCUCUAGAGUUCCUCAUCUUCAAUAUCCAGCACUUCCUCUACGUCUGCUACCCCCAGACGCUCGAUCGGGAGCCGCUGCGCGUCAUCGACCUGCGCCAGGCGGGCGGCAGCGGCGGGCUGGCCUACCCCACCUGCCACGCCCACACCUCGGCCGCCAAGGAUGAGUUUGAUCUGGCGGUGGGGCUGUCUACUGGAGAGGUGGUGCUGCUGUCGCUGCGGGCGCAGCUCAAGGCGCCCGCCUCCAACACCCGCCCCUCGCCCUCCAUGUGCCUCAACGUGGAUGGCUCUGCCGGCUCAGCCACCCGCUGCAUGUCGCUGGCCUGGGUGCCCGGCAGCGAGGGCACCGCGUUUGUGGCGGCGCACCGGGACGGAGCGGUUGUGGGCAGCAGCAGCGACACGAAGCUGCUGGCGCGCACCAGCAGCAGCCACGCGCUGCGGCCCCCCGUCACGCAGCUGCAGGGCCCCGGCGGCGGCGGCGGCGCGGCAGCGGCGGCGGUGUCGCCCGAUGGGCACCACGUGGCGGUGGCGUGCAGGGACGGCGUGCUGCGCGUGUACUCCCAGCCGGGCGGCGGGCUAGUGGGAGGCUUCAAGAGCUACUACGGCGGCAUGCUGUGCUGCUGCUGGAGCCCCGACGGGCGGUACGUGGCCGCAGGGGGCGAGGACGACCUGCUGGCUGUCUACGGCCUGGCAGAGCGGUGCGUGGUGGCCUGCUGCCAGGGCCACAGCUCCUGGGUCAGCAGCAUCUCGUUUGACCCCUGGAUGUGCCACACAGAGGAUAGGGACCCGCAGCCGCAAGAUGGCGAGGGUCAGCAGCAGCAGCAGCAGCAGCAGCAGGAGCAGCAGCAGCAGGAGGCUGGGGCCAGCCUGGCGCUGGGGCCUGGGGCCGGCGGCGGCGACCGUGUGUACCGCCUGGCCUCGGCGGGGCACGACUGCCAGCUGGCGCUGUGGGACGUAGUGGUGAGCGAGGAGGCGGUGGCGGCGGCGCAGCAGGCCAACAGCGCCAACAGCUCCCUCGAUCGAGAGCGCCCCGGCCUGCCGCCCUCGCCUGGAAAGCGGCGCGGCGGCAGCCGCAGCUCCAGCCCCAUGAAGCGAGGCGGCCUGGCAGCCAGCUUCCGCCAGCGCAGCGGCAUCCCCGGCGGGGGCGACCCCGGGGCGCUGCCGGCGGCGCUGCCCACCGGCCUCAUCGCGCCGCCGCUCCCGCGCGCCGACUGGCCGCUGGUCACGCCGGCGGCGCAAGCCAGGGUGCAUCCGGAGCCCGCCUGCUCGGUGCUGUUCACCCCCUCGGCCCUCUUCACCGCCUGCCACGGCAGCUGCGUACGGCGGUGGGGGCGGCCUCCGCUGACGCAGCAGGCGGUGGUGCGACGCAACGACUCGCUGCACAGCCUGCAGAGCGUGGACAGGCGGGCUGACAGCCGCUAG
This is a messenger RNA of Chlorella variabilis, 1563 nucleotides long. RefSeq lists its product as hypothetical. Gene Ontology annotation, molecular function: protein binding. The coding region runs from base 1 to 1563 and encodes 520 amino acids. The transcript is spliced from 9 exons. The record is from RefSeq and is a predicted model, not a curated record. NCBI's taxonomy places the organism in Eukaryota, Viridiplantae, Chlorophyta, Trebouxiophyceae, Chlorellales, Chlorellaceae.